AUUGAAGAGCGCGACCCUGCUAUGCAAUUUUUUCUAGCAUCGCGUAACUUAACAUUUGUGCAUACAGUAAUGCCGGACGCCUCUGUGCUUGUGGAGGCCCCAGUGCCGGAGCUGCCGACAACUGUCUGGCUGCAUAUCUUCUCGUUUCUGCACGUGCCGGCGCUGCAGGCCGCAGCAAGGGUGUGCCAGGAAUGGAGCCGCAUGGUGGCCACGGAGGGUCUGUGGGAGGCCGUGGCACAGGCGACGUACCCGCCCCGCACACUGGUGCCGGCGGCGUACCGGGGCUCGUACCGGCGGCUGGUGCUGCACCGCAACAGCCGCAACGCAGUCGCCUUCAUCCCCCUGUGCCGCGGGGCUGCCGCCGGGACCGCCUCGGGUGAGACAGCGCCAGCACCGGCGCCGACAGGCGGCGGCGGCGCAGCCGCCGCCGGCGGUCGUGGCGGCGGCGGCGCCGCCGCCGCCGACGGCUUCUCUAUGGCGGCGGCGGCGGCGGCGGCGGCGGAUGGGGACGGUGUGAUUCGCAGCGCCUGGCGCUACAACCACCCGGCGGGCGACCGGUACUACGAGUGCCGCCUGCUGUCCAUGGAGAUGCAGCCGCGGCCCACACACACCUCGCCGCCCUACCUCAGGCUGUACUUCGACGUCCGCGGCGAGGUCGACCUGCGCGACCCGUCCAAAUCCAGUCUGUCGGUUGUACGGCUCAACCGCCGCCGCGACGUGCAGGCGGCGGCGGCGGCGCGGCGCGCCCGCCAUGCCGCAAUGGCGGCGGCGGGCUUGGGCGACGCACCCGGCGGCGGCGGCGGCGUGGGUGUGGGCUGGGGCUGGCGGGGGCAUGCGGAGGUGGACAGCGAAGUGGAGGACGACGAUGACAGCCGGUUUGGCUACGGCCAGGACAAGGCGCUCCUGGCCCUGAUCCGCAGCCGACGCGCUCAGGCGGUGCAGCUAGCUGACACAGUGGCGGCGCAGCUCAGGAGCCAGGCGGCGGCGGCGGCGGCGGCGGCGUCAGGGGGCCCACCACGCGACGGGGAGCCGCCGCCGCCGCCGGCGGCUGGCGCGGUGCUGCUGCUGCCGGGUGAACGCGAGCUGCUGCACCUGGCCCGCCGCGUGUCACGGGCGGUGGUGCUGCGGGAGGUAGAGGAGGGCAAUGACCUGGACCCCGACCACCUGGCGGCCUUGGAGCGGGCCACACUGCGCCGCGUGCUGCGCGCAUGGAGCAGCGCCCGCAGCGGGGAAGAGGCGGCGGCGGCGGCGGCGGCGCUUCUUACUGCCGCCGGCGCCGGCGCCGCUGCCGCCGACGGUGGGCACUGCGGCGACUGCGGCGGUGAUGGCGAGGAGGGCGGCGGCGGCGACGACUGGCCCGCCGCGCCCUUCUGUGUGCCCAUGGGUCCGCAGCCGCUGCGGCUGUUGGCUGCCGCACACGCCGCCGAGCCGCCCAGCUCCGUGGGCUUCAUGGCGCGCAGCUACCGCCAACACAAGGGUGUGCUGGAGUGGACGGGCGAGCCGCUGGGGCGGCUGCUGCGGGCGCUGCAGGAGCACGGCGGCGCGCUGAUGUUCUCGUACGCCUGCAACAUCAGCAGCCGGCAGACCUCCUUCCGGGCCGACUACUCGCCCGCGGUGCUGCUGGGGCCGCGGCUGAGGCCGGGCGCCCUGGCGGAGCAGUGGCGCGACGUGGCGGAGUUUCGCGAGCCGGGCGAGGAGUUUGUGCGGCUGCAGGCGGAGGGGGAUGAGCAGGAGCGCGCGCGCUGGCGGCCGGGGCUGCCGGCGGGGGUGCUGGCGCGGGGGGUGGCCUGGUGGGGGCCGCCGCGGCGGCACGGCGGGGCGGCGGGUGUGGGCGCUGGGGCGGAGGGCGAGGAGGACGAGGACGAAGAGGGUGUGGGCGCCGGGGUGUUGUGGCGGGGCGCCAACGCCCGAUAGGAUGCAGUCACUUUUGAAGUAGGUUUGCUGCAAUGAUGCUGACCUUCAGGCAACGCAUUGUUUUCAAGUCGGGUGGUAGCGUGAAGCUGUGUGCGCACCCACCUAUCAGGCCAUGCGCGGCAUGCGUCACUGCAAGACAAUUAAGUGGCAUCUGCCGUAUGGUCCAUCACACACACAUACACACCUGACACGACAUGCUGCAAAACCGCGCAUGCAGUCUGACGGCGGCGGGGCCUCGAGGGCGCCCGCCAGCAUGGAUACCGGUGAUGUGUUAAAACGCACAGUAAAGUUGGGGAUCUGUGUUGUGUGUGUGUGUGUGUGUGUGUGUGUGUGUGUGUGUGUGUACGGGUAUGUGUUAGAAAACGUAUGUGUGUGUGUGUGUGUGUGUGUGUGUGUGUGUCAGCACCACGUCUCAAUCACU
Messenger RNA from Chlamydomonas reinhardtii, 2335 nucleotides. RefSeq lists its product as uncharacterized. Lineage: Eukaryota; Viridiplantae; Chlorophyta; Chlorophyceae; Chlamydomonadales; Chlamydomonadaceae. Gene Ontology annotation, molecular function: protein binding. Gene Ontology annotation, cellular component: SCF ubiquitin ligase complex. The record is from RefSeq and is a predicted model, not a curated record. The coding region runs from base 70 to 1914 and encodes 614 amino acids. The transcript is spliced from 10 exons. Gene Ontology annotation, biological process: SCF-dependent proteasomal ubiquitin-dependent protein catabolic process.